CCUCUUCUUUCACAACCAAAUUUUGCAGUUCUCGCCUUCCCAGUAAGAAAACAUUGCUGUUCUAGCAUUUUUCUUGGAACUUAUAAAGUAUUAGAGUUCAUCACUGAUUAUGUACAAAUCCUUACACUUGGCCUUGAAGUAAAAACUUCUCAUGUCUUUUUAAAUACCAGCAUGCUCCAUCAUAAAUACCAAAAUCUCAAGCAAAAAAGAUUUCCAAUCUAUAACACAAAUCUUCCAAAGCAACAACAUUAAACAUGGAGAUGAAGAAAAAGAAUUCAAGCAGCUAUCUUUUGGCACCAGUAUUCUUCAUUUUGGCUUUUACCUUUCCAACUAUUUUGAGUGCUUCUUCAAAUUCUUAUGCAACAAAAGAUCAUCUGUUCCCUGAGUUCAUAAAAUGGCAUGUAUAUGUUGUCAAUUCCUUGAGCUACAACCAAAACUUGUUCGCGCAUUGCAAAUCAUCAGAAGAUGAUCUUGGCGUCAAUAACCUAUCUCCAGGUUCAAAUAUCACUUGGAGUUUUAGGACAGAUUUCUUUCACUCGACAAUGUUUUCGUGCUAUGUGACUAAAGACGGCGCUUCUCUUAGUUUCAAGGCUUUCUGGUAUGAUGCUCGUCUUUUUGACAAGUGUGAUUGGAAGAAUUGUAUUUGGGUUGCUAAAGACGAUGGAGUUUACUUGAAAAAUUUGAGUCGAAGACUUGAUGAGUUGGUUUAUAAUUGGAAUGCCUGAAAGUAAUGAUGAUGACGAUGCUGGUAUUUUUAUUUUUAUUUUUGUUAUUUUCAAUAAAUCGUACCGUAGAUAGAAUAGGUUUUAAGGAUUGAUCAUGUUUGUACUCAGAGAAUUGCAAAUCAGUUAUACAAACGAUCAAUUGAAGAAUCAUUACAUAAUGAGGAAGAAAAAUAUAAACAUAAAUAGUCUUUCAGGUAUGAAAGUUGCCCAUUUCAGU
Messenger RNA from Lathyrus oleraceus (garden pea), 942 nucleotides. Its product is annotated as S-protein homolog 74-like. The coding region runs from base 255 to 725 and encodes 156 amino acids. Lineage: Eukaryota; Viridiplantae; Streptophyta; Magnoliopsida; Fabales; Fabaceae. The transcript has a single exon. The record is from RefSeq and is a predicted model, not a curated record.